Molecule: messenger RNA, 1043 nt
Organism: Plutella xylostella (diamondback moth)
Lineage: Eukaryota; Metazoa; Arthropoda; Insecta; Lepidoptera; Plutellidae
Source: RefSeq, a predicted model, not a curated record
UAUACUAGCCAAGCGAAUAAAUGGUCUCAAAUUUGAGGUCCAGUAGGUCCGAUUACCACCCACGCUGAAACUUCAGCGCCUGAAAUUCAGUACCUUUCGAAAGCUUGGCGGGGGAGGUCGCCGCGUUUCUGAACGGGACGCGAUCGAAAUUUCUGAACGUAACUUAACAUAAAAAAAACUGCAAUAGCAUCGUCACCGAUUUCAUAUUUAAAAAAUCGAACGCGCCGAUCACCGACCACGAUUUAAAUUUCGAUUACAAUUUUGUUUUGAGUUUGGAACACGUGGUGACGCUUUGUUUUUAUUCGGUCUGCAGUCGGCCAGUUGUAAUAUUUUUUCUCUGAGUGUUUGUGUUUGUGUCGGGUAGUUUUCCUCAGAAUGUGGUGGAUCCUGCGCCGGGCUCGGCUGACGGGGGCGUCGUUCUUCAGCCAGUCCUCAAGCACCAACAACAACAACGUCUCCAAAGCAGAAUCGCGACCACCACGCAAGAACUACAACCAGCUGUCGUCAAACGAGAAGCUCGACAAUCGACAGACUGAAGACAUCCACAUUGAGGAGGCGGCGGCGGAGUCGGACGCGAGCAGCACUGAUCUAGACGAGCGCGACACCCGGAAUGUGUGCCCGCCGUGCCGUGCGCACGCCGACCGAUAUAACAACAACCACCGACACGACGAUUUCAGUGAUGAUUCAGAUUACGAGGAGGCGUUGACGUGCAACGUGUGCGACCGCUCGUUCCCCUCGCGCCGUGACCUCGCCGACCAUCAGCAGAAGAAACGCCAUUUCGGCUGCAGCGCCUGCGACAGUCUCUUCCCAUCGCUCAUGGCUCUCGAACACCACAAGGAGGAGUUCCAGCACUGGAGCGACUCCUCAUGCUGCUCACACUCGGAGUCUGAAGACAGCGAGGCGGACCCGCACGACCGACACCGCCUCUUGUAAUGCCACCACCUCAUUGUUGCCGGGGACAAGCCUAGUCGGCUUGGCACUUUCGUUUGAGUUUUUUGGGAAGUUAGCUGGAGUUGGUUGGUUUUGGUAGUGCAAGGUGGAAU